Bemisia tabaci is the source of this 2489-nucleotide messenger RNA. It is a transcript of the gene ort, whose product is annotated as glycine receptor ora transientless. Gene Ontology annotation, cellular component: membrane. The record is from RefSeq and is a predicted model, not a curated record. Gene Ontology annotation, molecular function: extracellular ligand-gated monoatomic ion channel activity; transmembrane signaling receptor activity. NCBI's taxonomy places the organism in Eukaryota, Metazoa, Arthropoda, Insecta, Hemiptera, Aleyrodidae. Gene Ontology annotation, biological process: monoatomic ion transmembrane transport.
ACCGCCGCCGCCGCCGCGCCGUGUCUGUGAAUCUGUGAUCCGCUCUCGAGUGCUCUGCGUGUUUCCGUCGAAACCGCGUGCUCGCCCUGACCCACCCUGAAACCCUGAAACCCUUUCAACCACCAGCUCCGCCCGGCCAGUACUCCCAGAUCCUGCGCGCGCGGUUCCGGUCGUUUUCGCUUGCGGGACUUGCGAGCUGCGUUUCCGGCGUGGAGCGGAAAUUGAGGGAGCCAGCGGACGAUGGAGGCUCGCCGAGUAGGGGUCCUCCGUCGGGGACGCAGCGCCUGAUGUGACAUCUCACGCCUUCCCCGCCUCCCACCUGCCCGCCCGCGCACCGCUCCGAGCAGUUCUUUCCAGAUCAAACGCCUCCGCUCACCUCCCAAACGGUGAUGGAGCUACUAGAAUUCAGCAAUUCUUGGUUACUGAAUUUAUGCAGAAGAAACGGUUUCAGAAUCUCAAAUUUUCUAGUUCUCAUAUGUCUCUGCCAUUUGAUAGAAUAUUCAGAGUCCUCGACCAGCCUAACGUUCAACGACAUCCUGCCCGAAGACCCCAAACUAUACGACAAAAUGCGGCCGCCGAAAAAGGACGGCAAUCCCACUAUAGUUUUUUUUCACGUCACAGUCAUGGGUCUCGACUCGAUUGACGAGAGCUCAAUGACCUACGCAGCAGAUAUCUUCUUUGCCCAAUCUUGGAAAGAUAACAGACUGAGACUGCCAGAGAAUAUGACCUCCGAGUACCGACUCCUCGAGGUCGACUGGCUCAAAAAUAUGUGGCGACCGGACUCGUUCUUCAAGAAUGCCAAGGCCGUCACUUUCCAGACCAUGACCAUACCCAACCACUAUGUCUGGCUCUACAAAGAUAAGACUAUCCUCUACAUGGUCAAAUUAACCCUCACGCUGUCGUGCGCCAUGAAUUUCAUGAUAUACCCGCACGACACUCAGGAAUGCAAACUCCAAAUGGAAAGUUUGUCCCAUACGACCGACGACAUGGUCUUCCAAUGGGACCCUGAAGUUCCUCUAGUGGUCGGUGAAGACAUCGAACUGCCACAGUUACAAUUAGUCAAAAAUAGGACUGCUGAUUGUACACAAGUCUAUUCAACAGGAAAUUUUACAUGUUUAGAAGUUGUAUUUGAAUUAAAAAGACGUCUAGGAUAUUAUUUGUUCCACACGUACAUUCCAACGUGUCUCAUCGUAAUCAUGUCGUGGAUUUCCUUUUGGAUCAAGCCUGAGGCGGCUCCGGCCAGGGUGACCCUCGGAGUGACUUCUUUGCUGACCCUCUCGACGCAACAUGCCAAGUCGCAGGCGUCACUGCCACCUGUGUCAUACCUGAAGGCAGUCGAUGCCUUCAUGUCAACCUGCACCGUGUUUGUGUUCAUGGCUCUCAUGGAAUAUUGUCUGGUGAAUAUCGUUCUUGGGGAUUCAGAUUUACCCCCAAAACCUCAGCCAGAGCCAGCAAAGCCGGACAAACUUUUUGAAUUAGCGGCAAAGGAGAACGCGCGAUUGCUGACGGGGCAACCGACGCCGCAGCAAAGGCCGAACCCUGCAGCCGCACUAGCUCAAAAACAGCGGACCAGGGCCAUCAACAUCGACCGCUUCUCCCGGGUCUUCUUCCCGCUCCUCUUCACCAUCCUCAACUGCACUUAUUGGUUCAUGUUCGCCGAGUUUUUGUAAAACCAGUCCAUCGAGCACCACCCUCAACCUAGGUUUAGCAAUAGGCUGUUAGUGCUUCGCUAUUGCUUCGGUAGCACCGUCGUUCUCCAGUUUCCCUCCCCUCAGUCCACUUCCCGAGUUCGUCGUUCCCCUCACGAAAGAACCUAACUACAUUUCAAUGUUGCAACAUUUCCCCUGCGGACCGAUUAUUGAAAUUGAUAGACAAAGCUGUAGACAAAGAAGACCAAAGCACUUGAUUUUCACCGCAAUUAUGCAGAUUAAAUCGCGAUUUCACCGGCUUUCCAUCUGAAAACACCGUUUUGGGAGCCUUCCCAUCUUCACACGUGACCGAUUGCAAUCCACACGGUCGCGUGGGUCGAGAAGUUUGAAAUUGGUAGACAAAGCUAUAGACAAAGAAGAAAAAAUAUAUAUUCAGGUAUAUAUCCUGUUGGUGGAAGUGGGUGGUUGCAAUGGACAGACGAAAGAGGUAAUAGACUAACUAUCUGCAACCCACGAGAGACCCGAUAGUUAGUCCAUCAUUUUCUCCCCUAGUUUAUAGGAACCACCCAUUUCAACCAAUAGGAAUGCUCCAUACUCACUAUGACUUUUUUGUCUGUCGUUUUGUCUAUCCAUUUCAAUAUUCAGUCCGCUGACGAAUCGCAUUUUUACCAGAGGGAACAAUCGGCAUUUCUAAACUGAGAUGUUAUUCAUUUUUCUUCUGAUCAUUACAAAAAUUGAAGAAAAAUUUGGACAAAAGUUGCACAGGUACACUUGCGUAAGAAAUGAAUUUUUUCGAGUCGACUUUGCAACCUUGGUAUGGAGUUACGUUCCUCCGUCCAG